CCGGUUACGGUGUUGCCAGUGUUUCGUCCAUAUUGCCAGUGCUACUGUAACGGGGCUGCCUGAGUUCCAAGUUCACAGUCCACAGUCCAAGAUCCUUCAACCGAUUCAUCUCCAAGGUUGUUAUCAAACUACUCACAUCCACCGACACUACCUGGUUCAUCCGAUUGUUGCCCAGCAUGGCAAAUGAUGGCGCUUCGUCCCCCGUUUCUCCCCUCAAAGCAACAGAAGGGCCACCCGAAUCUCCCACCACAGCCCGUCCCUUGGACUUUGACAGCGAUCAGGAGACCGGCACUGUGACCCCGACAAAGGACCCAAACGCACAAUCAUCGCAGCCGAAACCGCCCCCGAAAGACGACGAUGUUCCACCUCCGAAACCUCCUAGGCCAUUGAGCCCUCGUCAACAAGCCGAGAAUACUCUGAGAGAAGCUUUCCCUACUAUUGAUGCCAGCGUCGUUCGGGCAGUUCUGACGGCCAGUGGCGGCAAUGUCGAGCCCGCAUUCAACGCCUUGUUGGGAAUGACCGACCCCGACUCACAGCGGGAGCCCGAACCGCCGGCCAAACCUCCGCGCCCGCAACAACCGACAGGUAAACUCAGCCAGGUCGAAGCAGACGAACUGUACGCGAGACAGCUGGCCGAACAAUAUGGCGGUGGAGAGCGAAGAGAUCCACGUCGUUCAGGAUCCAGCAACAGGUUCAACGAAGAUCUUCGUGGCUCAAGGGCUGGUGCUGGUCGCCCAGGUGCAAGACCCAACCCGGACGACGUGCCAUGGCGGAGUUUCAUCGAUGACGACCUUCCCGAAAUCCGAGACAACAUUCGCAAAGGGUUCAUGGAGACACAGAGCACGGUGAACAAAUGGAUCUCGGCGUUCAAGAAGAAGCUCGAUGGUGAGGAGGAGGACGAUGGCCAAUUCCAAGGUCAACCCACUCAAGGCUAUGGAGCCGGAGCCGGCGCUGGUCGAGGCUACGAUGGCCGUCAGCCAUAUCCGCAACAGACCCCAGGGCGGCGUAGCGGGGAUAUGCGACGAAGUGCCGAUCUACAACGGUACGACGCCGACAUGCAGCCUAUCGGUGACGACUUUUCCAAGUUGGAAUUGCAUGAUAACGACCCUCCACCACGAACCUCGAGCCGGCCACUGGCCAACCCCAAAAUGUUUCGCCCAGGAUCUGGAGCCGCAGCUACUGGACUAGAGCGAAGCACCUCAUCCGGCGGGAACCGCAAAGUCUCUUUCCAAGACGGUCCGCCCGAGGAGAUUCGAGACAUGUACUCUGCCUCACCGAAGCCUUCGCCCGCAGUGACCACGACACCAGGUUCGGGCAAGACGAGCAAAUGGCAGCCUUUGGCCACGGUCGAUCCUAGCCCAGUCGCGGAUAACGACCCGUUCAGCCUGGGCGACAGUGACGAAGAGAAGGACGCCAAACCUAUUACUCUGGAAGACGAUGACGCACCCAAGUCUGGCGGCGCAGCAUCCGAGGACAACAAGAAAUCGAAAGUCGAGGACGCCAAAUCUGAAGAGGAUGAGCAGGUCAAGAAAGCCACGGAUGAGGCAAUGAAGGAAAGCAUAGGCACGAAAUAGGGGAGAAGCCAAGAGCCGUGAGCUGAUGGAGAGAUAUGGCCUGGGUUUCUCCUCGAUGUUUUGGUUUGCCUUUUUCAUAGACCUUUGAGCAGCGUGCAAUCAUGAUCCUUUUUUGUUGCGCUCCUCUAAAACCCGCUUCUCGUAAUCGGCCUGUCGGACGAGUUCGAUGCCUACGCUGCCCAAGUACGUGCAGUGCUAAAGCAGUUGUAAUUAUGACAUAUUGUAUAGAAACUAAGCAAGG
Molecule: messenger RNA, 1815 nt
Organism: Exophiala dermatitidis NIH/UT8656
Lineage: Eukaryota; Fungi; Ascomycota; Eurotiomycetes; Chaetothyriales; Herpotrichiellaceae
Exons: 3
Coding region: 177-1574 (465 amino acids)
Biological process (GO): ubiquitin-dependent protein catabolic process
Cellular component (GO): cytoplasm
Molecular function (GO): ubiquitin binding; ubiquitin conjugating enzyme binding
Source: RefSeq, a predicted model, not a curated record